Molecule: messenger RNA, 225 nt
Organism: Microthlaspi erraticum
Lineage: Eukaryota; Viridiplantae; Streptophyta; Magnoliopsida; Brassicales; Brassicaceae
Source: the annotation of a GenBank genome assembly
AUGGAAACCGGGCCAUCAAGAUCAAACAUCCUCCUAUACGUUCUUGUCCUUGCCCUAGUCUUGUCUCCAACACUCCCAUGUCAAGCAGCUAGUGUGCUUGUAGGAGGUGGAGGGCGCAAGCUUAUGGCACCAUCACCACCAGUUCGAAUGUGUCCACAGUGUGUAUGUUGCGCACCGGCUGCACCGGGUUAUUGCUGCCCAUGUCGUUGUCCCGAGGGUCCGUAA